GUGUGUGCUGCAUUUUGUUGUGGAUUGGUAUCUAAACAACAAUGGCAGAUACUGGAUUCAGGGAUUGUUGUUCAACUAAUUUGAUACUGUUAAUUGAAAAUCUGUGUCCUGAAACAGCAAAAAGCGUUUUUACUGAUUUUCUUCGCUAUUCGAGAUCAUAUUUGUGUUCGCAAAACGUUUUUAAGCCUAGUGACAGCUGUAAGAAACACCUGGGAUUGUUAGCUACAGUCCUCAAAAUCGCUCUUACAGAACCAAAGCGCGAAGAACAUAUUCAUUUUUCGAAUGACGACAUUGAAGUUUUCCAGAGCAUCAUUACAAAAUGCAAUACUAUACUCGAGACUGAAGAAGAAAACUUUGAAUUAAAACCAGUUGUGAUUGACGUGUUGUCAUAUUGCCUAGUUUUGCUACCAGAUGACAAAAUAAUUGCCCAUGUAUACGAAAUGUUGUUGUUUUGUGAAAAUAAACUCUCUUUCUCUGCUAGUGAAUCCGAUUUUGGUGAUAUUUCUAUGCCAGGAAAUUUUUUGACAGCCUUGUACCUUUUAGAGGCCAUUAUUCAAAUCUUGUAUAUUUUAGAGCAAAAUUGUUUACCGAAUAGGGAAAAGAUGAAAGACAAAUUUUUGAGUGAUUUCAGUAUCCACAUGUUAGUUGUAAGACUUCUUACGAACUCUAGUUACGCUGUAGUAGUGCACAUACUGAAUUGCAUAGUUCCAAAACUUCUGAAAUUUGUUAACAGUGUCGACCUACUUAAGCAGGUGUGGACACAACUGUCCAUAAAAUACUGUUCAGCAGCAUCUGUUGAUUCUCAUUUAUCUGUCCCAUUUCUGAUACUGUGUUCACUGUCCAAUAUGUAUUUGCCAUGUUCAGAGUCUACUGAUUCCUACUCACUCACUCAAUACAGUGAUUUUUGGAAACUUUGCCAGAUAGGUUUAAUGCAUUCUGACUUAUCGGUGAGGAAACAAGCUCUCUAUUUAACUAAAAGAGCAGUAGAUAUAACUUUUCAAAGAGAUAACUGCGAUAGUGAGAAUCUUCCAGAAUCACUUGUGUGGAGAAGUUGUCGGAUGAGGUCAGAUUUUUUGAAACUGUGGCAUGACUUGUUCUUGAUAUUGGAAACCUUGGAAGAAAAACAAGUUCACUUAAUAAAACCAGUUCUACCCAUGAUUCAGAGAUUGUCCACAGGUACGUCGGAGUGGCAUAAGUCGUGGACUCUGUGCAUAUUUCAGAGAUUACUGAAGCAUGACAACAACACGGUUGUGAAGUGGGGUGUAACCCAUUUCAUUAAUCUAAACUUGGUGUACUUCACUGCUUUGGGUGAUAUUUGCACCAAUAUGUUAUUUGUUAAUUUCAUGGAUGCAAUAAAUAACACUGCUUUGUACGCCACUAGAGAUAGCACACUAAAACUAUCUGAUACAGUAGAAAGCUUGGUGACACUGUUUCAUGCAAUAUGUCAAUUGCAUAUUAAGAACUGUCGUUUAUAUUUUGGUAAGUUUAUAGAAGAAUUGACCAAAAGAUCUUGGGGUCCAGUACCUAUGUUUUAUAUAACAAAGGCACUAGCAUCAUCACCUAUAACACCAGUAUGGAGUGACACUCAUUUGCUGUUGUGUGGAAAAUUAGCCAGAAGUGCUAUAGUAAAUCAGAAUGUAUACAUUCGUGCAGCUAUUGAGUGUUCAUUGCUUGAGUGUGCUAUUAAAUUUGCAGACCGAAAGCUUAUCACAGUGAAAAGCGUUUGUCAUUUUCUAAAUAGUUUCAGUUCAAAAUUAUCACUGAAACGAGGUACUUUCAUAUGGAAUGAAAUUGUGAAUUGGCUAAAGUCAUUUAUCACAAAAUCUGAUGCUCAAGAUUUUGUCAUAAAAUUUGCAUUCACGUUCGUGGACAAUAUGACUUUGAGUGAAGAACAACAAACGGAUAUUUCUGUUAAGGCAUUUGGGAGGAUGGUAGUUCUGCUUUUGGAGAGUGAAUGUUUGACGUCAGCUGAAGUUAAGGGUAACUCUGGAGACAUUGUGGCAGAAGUCUUUAGAAACACAUGGAAAAGGCUUUGUAACAUUGACAGUAAUGGUGAUGAUUUGCAAGCUAUCAGUAUAAGUCUUUUAGCCACUAUUUUGGAAGAAUGUGUGAGUAUAAAAGUUGAUCCUAAUGACAGUGUGAGAACAACACUCGCAGAAAUAUUUCAAGGUACUGUUCAUGAUAUAUUUUUACUCAUUAGCAAGAAAAUCACAAAUUUGUUAGGGUUACAGGACAUUCAAGUAGUAAAUAAUUAUUUACUUGCAUUGAAAGCUUUCUCUGAAGACCAGAAUAUUCUCCCACUCAUAGAGCAGCAUGUUUAUCUGCUACAUAAUGCAGUGCUGCAAAUUUAUGAAAGUAAAGCUAAAAUUGGAUCAAGUUUGAACAUAUUUUUUGCUAUGAAAGUUAUUGAGUGGGUAUCCAGUUGUCUCAGAAAUCAUAUGUCUUGCUCCCACAAUGAUUCAAAAAAUGAAAUUAUGUAUAAACAGUGUUUGUUCAUUGAAAGUCUAGUGCGUAGUGGUGAAUUAGACAUUCCUAUAUAUAAAAGAUUUGACGAAAUAACUGAAGCCAGUAAUCUACGACUUCGAGGCAAAUUGGCAUGUGAAUACACUUCUGCUCUUUGGAGUACAGUGAGUUUGUGUACAGAAAUUUCUCAUCAAACAAAUCUUUAUGUCAGCCCAUUUAAGUUUGUUGAUAAAUCAUUGCUAGAAACAGCUAUAAAUGCUAUCGAAACUGGUGGCAGGGGAGUGUGUAUACCUGUGAUGAACACUAUGAGGAUAAUAUUUCAUUACUGGUAUGACAAAGAAAUAUUGUGCGACAUUGGCCGAUUUCUGUCAAUAUGCUGGAUGAACAUAUUUGAAAUGAGGUGGACAGAAUACUUCUGGGGCACAACAGAGGUAUUUAUGAAAUUAACAUUCCACCCAUCAUUUCUUCAGGAAAGAAGAAUGCAUCCUUAUAUACUGCAGUACGCGCAGCAGAUAAUGGAACUUGGAGAGUCUAUGUCAGGUGUUUGUAGUCUUCUAAUGCUUACUAUACAGAAUAUCAAUCAAGACCACAAACUUAAUUUUGUUGAUGUAUUAUCAGAAAUCCUAUUAGAAGCACUGCUUUAUGGACCUUCACACAGGCGAGAUCUGAGAGCAGAAAAUGACACAUGCACAUAUAUAAGGUCAUUGGAAGAAGACACAGUUUUAAAUGGAAUUAGAAGAAAGCCCUGCAUCUCAGAUGGUGAAGUUCGGGCCAGGGCAUUACAAAUCUUGCUUGAUUUAUGUUCAGUGAGACAAGAUAUCCCGAUUCAAAUAGUUGAAAUGCUGCUGCAGAAAGACAAGUGUCAACUUCAGAAAGCCCGAUAUUUCUCUGACUCUCAUCAUCAUCGCUUGAAGAAUCGACUUAUGCAGGUUUUGUUAGUUUUGGAACCUUACCUGUCAUACGAUGCUGAUCUCAAACUUGCAUCAUGGCUAUAUGAGAGUCUGCACAAGGAGAAUCAUCAACCAAGUGUGCGUCAUCAACAAGAAUGGUUGCUGGUUACGAUUCUAUUUCGCCACCGCAAGCUAAUUGAUGACAUGUGGCUAAAACUGAAAGAGGCUUGUGAGAAGAGGACUGGUAGCCUGUGUUCUUUUACAGCUGUUGUGAUGUUCCUGGCACAAAUCCUUGAUGAUAAAUUAGACAAAGAGAACUUUGUAGACAAGAGCAUGAGUGAAAUAUUUCCCUUUUGCAUGGGACAGCACUUCAGUGUUCGCCUGUAUGCUCAAGUAGCAUUAAAAAAGUUGUGGGAUCUAAGUAGAAAGCAUAAUUUCUCAAAAGUAUUGCAGAAAUACCAAGUGAUGCAGAGUUGUCUUGAAGUAAGUCUGUCUCAAGCUAAUGCUGUCAAGAAUGUGCAUAAAUUAGUGAAUGAUUUCUGGUUUGGGGUGUUCCAUCCAGUUCAGCACUACACUUUUGAGACCAUAUUUUAUGACCUCCCAAGGCUCUCUAGUAUUUGCUCUGAUGAGUGGAUUGCAGUUGAGACCUUGAAAGAAUGUGGUUUGGACUCUAACAAUACAAUACUACUGGAAAACGCUGACAAGUCACUGAAAAACUGUGAAAGCAUCUCUAGUAAUUCUGGACUUUCAGAUCAGCCUGAAGAAGACUGUGUCAUCGAAGAAAUGAAUAAUGUGCAGAAAAAAGUUAUUCCUUGGAAGUAUAUGUUGCAUGAUGCAGAUUCAUUGAGUGUAUUCUCAGAAACUAUGCUCCAAGACAAAAAGGCUGUUGCCCAGGAGGGCCUAAUAGUUAUUGCAUCUCUUAUUGACCGUGCACCAAACUUGGGUGGGCUCUGCAGAACAUGUGAAGUCUUUGGAGUUGCUCAGUAUGUUAUUGGUAAUCUGAAAUACCUGGAAGACAAGCAAUUCCAAAAUUUAAGUGUUUCAGCUGAGAGAUGGCUAAAUGUUAUUGAAGUUAAAUCAGUUCUACUGCCACACUAUUUGUUGGAGAUGAAGAGACAUGGUUAUAUUGUUAUAGGAGCAGAGCAAACCUCCAAUAGUGUCAAACUCAAUGAGUUCAACUUUCCAAAGAAGUCUCUUGUGUUGUUGGGCAAUGAGAAAGAAGGCAUUCCCGCUAAUCUGCUCCCUAUAAUGGACACGUGUGUUGAAAUUCCUCAACUGGGUGUGAUCCGCUCACUUAAUGUGCAUGUUACAGGAGCCAUGUUUAUAUGGGAGUAUUCAAGACAGUGGAGUCUAAGAUAACAGUGGUAUGGGCCAUUUCCCACUAAUGAACAUUGUACAUAAUAUUGUAAAUAAAAAUUGUGCCUUCGUUUGUA
Molecule: messenger RNA, 4786 nt
Organism: Schistocerca serialis cubense
Lineage: Eukaryota; Metazoa; Arthropoda; Insecta; Orthoptera; Acrididae
Product: probable methyltransferase TARBP1
Exons: 11
Coding region: 42-4712 (1556 amino acids)
Biological process (GO): tRNA methylation
Molecular function (GO): RNA binding; tRNA (guanine) methyltransferase activity
Source: RefSeq, a predicted model, not a curated record